UUCUUUCCUUUCCUUUCCUUCGUGGCAUUUGGGGAAGAUGCCACAAUAAUGCCUUGUUGUCCAAUUUCAUCACCCAUACAUAACCCAUAUUAAAACCCCAAUUCCCUUCUCUCACUUACAAUCUAUUUUUAUCAUUCCCCUCUGCUUCUCUCAUCUUGGAACUCCUUGUUGGAGCCACCUUCGUUUCCCUCUAUUCGAAUCUCAUCUAUUUGUGAACAAGUAGUGCUGGAGCCACCGUUGCUGCGCUUACUCCAUCAGUUGGGGGGCGAAUUUUCUCUCUCCUCUUCUCUCGGGUUUGGUCUUGUGUUGCUAUUUUCUUUUUCCUCUGUUCUGUCCGUCAAAUUCAAGCAGUAUACACUCAUUUUUUGGUCUUUGUUCCUUCAUCAAAGUUGUAGAUCUCUUCGAGUUAUUGAAUUUAGGCUCAAAAAUUUCUUCAAUCGGAGUUCGGAGCUAGGAGUUAUGAUCUGUGGAAGUUGUAGUUGUUGCUGCCACUGUUGCAGCGUUUUUUCUCUCUCCUCUUCUUCGUGGAUGCUGCUGCCACGAGUUUGGUUGGUGUUCCGAGCCUUCGUGCUACUGCAUGUCGGUGAUGGUGUUGCAUAUGCCGGUAAUUGUCUGAUUUCAUUUGCCAUCAAUUUUAAUAUAGUUCUGAAAUUGCGUUCUUGAUUUUUAUUCUUUUGAUAUAUAAGAGAAGCAAAUGUAAAUUAUGUUCACUUAAGAUUGGAAGCUAUACCAUCCUUUGUUUUUAUCUCUUCUAAUUGUGAACAAGUUUAAGUAUGUUGAGUUUAUAAUUUAGUCUCGUUAGUUUCAUACUUUGAAAACAACAAUUUGAAUAUCAGUUGGUAAAUUAGUUUUGUCAAAUAUAUUUAAUUCUUAAUCUUGUUACGAAAAUCAGAGAUGAUAAAAGUUUGUUCAACUUAAAGAUUAAAUUUUUCCUAUUUAUUUAAUGGGUUGGAUUGAGGUUUAUGAUUUGUAUUUAUAUUUCUUAAGUUAGUUUAUGAAAUCAAAUUUCAAUAAGCCAUGUUGUUUGAUAGUAUCCUCUGUGAAGUAGGAUGAGGUUAAUUGGAGUUAGAGAUUGAUAUAGUGAAGUGGAUUAGUAGAAUGGUUUGUAAAUAAGGAGUUGUGGGUAGUUCAUGAAAGAGGUUAGAAGGUAUGAGAAAGUUAAUUUCUUUAUCUAAUUGAUAGUAAGGAUCUUAAUUGUUGUUCAUAUUGUUGUGAGGUGAUUGUUGGAGAUUUAUAAAGAAUUUGGAAAUGUUGGACUCUUCAAGAUUAUUAUGGAAUUGAGCGUUCUUUGGGGGGAUGAAAAAGAGUUCAUUGUUAGUGAUCUUGCAGGUUCGUAUAUGGAAAGCUUGGAAUGGAGUAAAAGGAAGAAUUUAGGUAUCAAGGUUAUAAUUAGAUGUAAUGGUUCAGAGGUUGUAUUUAGGAUUAUUUAUCCUUUUUUGUGAAUAAAUUAUUAUAUUGCUUUGGAAGUCGAGCAAAGUAUUAUGUAAUAUGUUAUUUGGUUCUUAAGGAUGACUGUUGUGGGCCCUGACCCACAGGUCCAGGAUCGUUUAUAGGUUAUUUUUCCGCUGUAAGUGAAGAUAAUUCGAGGUUAAUAAACGUUAAUUGUAAUUAGCGUAUCUUAAGUGUGGUUAGCUAGCAGCUCGAAAGUGCGGGCUGUUACAAUAGCUAAAAGACAACUUUUGCAUAGCAUUAAAUUUUUAUCCGUUGGAAUAGAGUGCCGUUAAGACCCAAGUAUUUAACGACUCUUUAACACUCCCUGAGACUUCACUUUACUCUCUGCCUUCUCGCGAACUUUCUCUCUCAGGUAAAUUCCUCUUUCUUCUCUCUUUCGUUUUCCAAAGUUCUUUCGACCUUUUUCUCUUUCUUUCUCCCUGAUGGGUAAAGCAAUCAAGGAUGUUUCCUCCUCUGUCACUGCACAAGAGAUUGACGAGCUUAAGAGACUGGGGAAUUUCCCUGAAGGCGCUCAGAUCAUCGUUCCUUCUCAGACAUGCAGACCUGAAUCUUGCCCUGAGGACUACAUCUGCUAUUACGAGCAUCCUUUUCUUUUGGGCUACAAUUACAACUUUUCCCCACUCACUAGGUCUUUUAUGGAGGUUCUCCACCUUUCUCCUGGCCAGCUGAUGCCAGCCCUGUGGAAAACUUGCUCGGUUUUAGAAACCCUUACCAAUACAUGGCACCACCCCUUUUCUCUAAACGAACUCCUAACAGCUUACAGUGUUAGGAAAUCAGCCAAGGGUUUCAUAACUCUUAGGGCUAAAGCACCUUACCCCCCGCUGAUAGAUGGCACAAUUGCCUCUGACUAUAUCUGGAAAACCAGAUACUUUUUCGUUGUGAAAGACUCAAUAGGCGAAGCUGGGAACUCUCUAGUUGGGGGUUGGUUUAAUCAAGGUCUUGGUCCCAUAAUUUUCCAGAAACCUGAACAAGCCGAAAGAUUAGCAGAUCUAUUCAAUUUACCUAUUGAGGAGCGCACCUACGUGGCCCCAGCUGAGAUUAUUCCGCUAGAGUCAAAGAUCUUUUCUCGUACAAACUCCAUGUCUUCAGCUCAAGCUAAAUCCAGCACCCUUUCUGAUGAGGAUGCUAUGGACAGACUGAAAAACAGAAAAAGGUCAGCAGCUUCUUCUGGCCACUCUUAAGCUGAGAAACCUCCCCGCAAGCAGCUACGCUCAGCUACGACUCCUACCGUUAUUGAUAUUACGGCCAAAUCUCCCAAGGAAGAUGAAUUAUUGUAAGCUUACCUACCGACUUUCUGGCUGAGGAAGGUUUGGAAGGUGGCAUCUGGCCUUCAGCUGAAAAGCUUCUUUUCCCAGCUGCACAAAAGAGGCUCAAAGGACAAGAUCCAGAAGUAACUCUAAACCAUGUUGUCCAGCUAUCGUUGCAGCUUACCCAGAAUUGUCUAGCUGCCAGGGAAAGCUUACGAACUAUGGCUUCCCUUCAAGACAAGGUGGCUCGUCUGCAAAAGGACAACCUGAGUCACCAGACUAAGCUGGAGAAAGAGAAGCAGGCCAGGUUGGAUGCUGAAAACAAGCUAGCUGCUGAGUUAAAGCUGAUUGAGAAGGAGAGAUUAGAGAAGGAUGAAAAAUUAGCUACAGCUGAAAAGGAGAUUGAACGUCUGACUACAGCUGCCAAGGAUGCUGAGGAGAGGGCCUUAGACAUUCAAGCUGAAGCCAAAAUCAUAGAGACUGCCAAGCUGGCAUACCUGAUACGUUUUAAAAACCUGGACGACAAAGGCAUUAACUACUACAUCGACAGGUAUCUCAAGCUGGACUCUAUGGCUACAGGUGGCAAGGCAAAUGACUUUGAGCAAUCCACAGCUGAGUCUCCGACUAAAAUUGGCCAGCAGGAAGAUGUUGCACCAGGUGACAAGGAUAAGGUAACAGGUGAUGAUGCUAGUGUAGUCUCUUGAUUUCUCAGCUUCUUAGCAAUUCAACUUAGUACAAUUUAAUUUCAUCUUUUCGUUGGUUUUUUACCGUUGUCUAUGGGGGCAACGUGUUUAUGUACGAACAUAUUUCUUCUUUGAUCGUGUGAUUUAUGUUUUACCUUUUGAAA
This is a messenger RNA of Beta vulgaris subsp. vulgaris (sugar beet), 3546 nucleotides long. RefSeq lists its product as uncharacterized. The transcript has 5 exons. The coding region runs from base 1875 to 2633 and encodes 252 amino acids. The record is from RefSeq and is a predicted model, not a curated record. Lineage: Eukaryota; Viridiplantae; Streptophyta; Magnoliopsida; Caryophyllales; Amaranthaceae.